This is a messenger RNA of Heterobilharzia americana, 1092 nucleotides long. The record is from the annotation of a GenBank genome assembly. Lineage: Eukaryota; Metazoa; Platyhelminthes; Trematoda; Strigeidida; Schistosomatidae.
UUUAUUUAACACAAUACUAUGCUACCGGAGAGUGGUCUAAUCGAUUCUCUCUUUCUGUGUAUACUGCUACUGUGGUCUGUUCAACAAGGCUAUACUGCAAGUGUACUAUCGAAUGCCGCAUUCCAGAGUUCCUCAUCAACUGAUGGAGUAUUACCAGACGAUGAAUGGCAGGAAGUUCCAGAACCAUCCGUCAGCCUAUUCGACUCAGUGAGAAGGAAUUCGUCAAUUCCGCCGAUUUCAAAUAAGAUUGUAAGUCCUACAGCGUAUACAUUACUUGGUUCCAAUGAUGCAACAUCAUUGUAUGUUAUGCCACCAAACACCCCGAUGCCGAACACUCAAACAAAUGUGGGUUUAACGGAGAAUGAAUUCGAAUCGUUAAUCAAUAAUGUGAGUGCUAAUAAAGGUGAAGACGACCAAGAUGAGUACAUCCCAGUGAACGCUGAACAAUGGAAACCUGGGCUACCUGUCAUCUGGAAUCCACCACCAAUCGGCAACAGUAACGCCUUCAGUACUCCACAAACCUUUUCACCACUACCACUAGCACAACUACCACCUCCGCCACUACCACAAACAAUGAUCUUCAAUCCUGUAUAUCAACCAUCAUUUCCUAACCAGGACAAAAGGAAUUUACUGCUGUCUAGAUAUCCAGUGUCAACAGACCAAUACAACCACAAAGUCCUCGACAAAGAGCUCCCUGGUUAGGACCACCGAUGAGUACUGUUCAGAUGAACAGAUAUACUGCAUUCCAACCAUAUUCACCAAUGAAACGUAUUCCUUCGUACAUGCUCUUCAGAAGAUCUCGUAGUUCUCUUGAAAGACCAACUUCGCCAUCGAAUCAACUUCAAAACUUAUUGGCAUCAAGAGACGCUGCAACUCUACAACAGAGCAAACAAUUUCCAACCCUUCAAAGCACUGUAGCACAACCAAGAACACUUCCAUAUGUGAACAGUUACGAUCGAACAAGAAGGAUACUGUUUUAAUAUGUCUGCUGCAAAACUGUCCAAUGGGGAUGGAAAUACACAAUCAGGUGCGUUUAGUGUUGUUAAACACAUGUAUUAGGCUUUUUCUAAUAAAUUGUUAUGAAACAGUUGG